Molecule: messenger RNA, 309 nt
Organism: Salvia hispanica
Lineage: Eukaryota; Viridiplantae; Streptophyta; Magnoliopsida; Lamiales; Lamiaceae
Source: RefSeq, a predicted model, not a curated record
AUGACUUCCAACAUGCUACCGAUCCGACCUGUGGUGGUGCAGGCGCAGCUGCAACCCGCCGACGCCAACAAAUCUCCCAACUGGUGGGCUCCGCUUUUCGGUUUCUCCUCCGAACCGGACUAUAUCAAACCAGCCGAGGCGGAUCGGAAGCCACCAAAAACCCGGUUCGCUCCCGGCUCUUUCACGGAGGAGAAAGCCAGGCAGCUGCGGAAGAUGACUUGCGAUGCGGCCUCGGUCCAUGAGACCAUGUAUCACUCCGCCAUCGCUUCCCGGCUAGCCUCCGACUUCUCCGAUCGCUCCGCUGCCUGA